AAGGUUUAUUGUUGCCAGCUCAGCCAAUCGUUGAAUCCGACGACACAAUAGAGUGGCCAAAGUUGCGGUAUAAAAGGCCUAGCCGAAUUUAAGCAUGACAUCUACUUGUCUAGUGCGUGGUGAGGCACAUUUCCACAGCAAAUCAAACAUCGCAAACAUCCUUUACCACGCCUUGGAACAUGCAUUUUACGCAGGUUUUAAUUUCUCUAAGCGUAUUAAUUGCAUGCGGUCCAGUAGGUCAGGGAGACAUAACGGCGCACCAGCAGCCCUCCACCGCCACGGAGGAAAGCGAGCAAUGUUCCACAUGUGAGUUCAGGCAACACAGCAAGCUGAUGAGACUGCAUGCCAUCAAGUCACAAAUCCUGAGUAAACUUCGACUCAAGCAGGCUCCAAACAUCAGCCGGGAUGUGGUCAAACAGCUGUUACCCAAAGCGCCGCCUUUGCAACAACUUCUGGAUCAGUACGGUGUGCUGGGGGAUGACAGUAAGGAUGGAGCUAUGGAAGAGGAUGACGAACAAGCCACUACAGAGACCGUCAUGACCAUGGCUGCAGAGCCUGACCCCAUCGUUCAAGUAGAUCACAAGCCGAAGUGUUGUUUCUUCUCCUUUAACCCGAAGAUCCAGGCGAGCCGGAUCGUGCGGGCGCAGCUCUGGGUUCAUUUGAGACCGGCGGAGGAGGCGACCACCGUUUUCUUACAGAUAUCACGGCUGAUGCCCGUGACGGACGGAGGCAGACACAUACGAAUACGAUCUCUGAAGAUCGACGUGAACGCGGGGAUCACGUCUUGGCAGAGUAUAGACGUGAAGCAGGUGCUCACGGUGUGGUUAAGACAACCGGAGACCAACUGGGGAAUAGAGAUAAACGCGUACGACGCGAAAGGAAACGACUUGGCCGUCACCUCCGCGGAGGCUGGAGAAGAUGGACUGCUCCCCUUUAUGGAGGUCAAAAUAUCAGAGGGCCCCAAGCGAAUCCGCCGGGACUCCGGACUGGACUGCGACGAGAAUUCGUCCGAGUCUCGAUGCUGCAGGUACCCCCUCACGGUGGACUUUGAGGACUUUGGCUGGGACUGGAUUAUUGCUCCGAAACGUUACAAGGCGAAUUACUGUUCGGGAGAAUGCGACUACAUGCACCUGCAGAAGUAUCCCCACACCCACCUGGUGAACAAGGCCAACCCGCGAGGCACCGCCGGACCCUGCUGUACCCCCACCAAGAUGUCUCCCAUCAACAUGCUUUACUUCAACGGCAAGGAGCAGAUUAUCUACGGCAAGAUCCCCUCCAUGGUAGUAGACCGCUGCGGCUGCUCGUGAACCAAUGUCCGGACGGGACUCGAUCCGCCUCAAAGACCCGGACAUCCAACAACACCACCCGCCAUCCAAUAUCAGUGCUUUCCGCAAGACACUGUGCAAUAGAAGGACGCUCCCUCACUCUCUGGGCACUGCUUCAUUUUCAUCAUUUUCGUCUAAAUCAGUAUCUCUGCCACAGGAGUCAAACGGAUGUUUUAAAGGAAAGCCGUACAGGCUAGACUUGGGAAUGGACACUAUUGCAAUCCGAACCACCUCUGCUCUAUUUCAUGUUACUGUUUUCUCCUUUUAAAAUCCUCUCUUUAGUGCAUAAAGGAUACACGAAACGCGUUCAUUUUAGAUCUUUGCUGUUACAGCUGUGUUACACAACCGGUGAGCUUGUUUAAGAGACGAGUAUCCAAGUGAAACAGAAGGGGAACUCAAGGACACUGAACAGAGUUUGAAAAAAAUGCCUGGUAAUGCGAAGCAAACUUCCA
Messenger RNA from Triplophysa rosa, 1777 nucleotides. RefSeq names its product myostatin b (gene mstnb). Gene Ontology annotation, biological process: SMAD protein signal transduction. Gene Ontology annotation, cellular component: extracellular region. Gene Ontology annotation, molecular function: cytokine activity; growth factor activity. The transcript is spliced from 3 exons. Bases 180 to 1307 code for a protein of 375 amino acids. The record is from RefSeq and is a predicted model, not a curated record. Lineage: Eukaryota; Metazoa; Chordata; Actinopteri; Cypriniformes; Nemacheilidae.